This is a messenger RNA of Aspergillus niger, 1065 nucleotides long. RefSeq lists its product as uncharacterized. NCBI's taxonomy places the organism in Eukaryota, Fungi, Ascomycota, Eurotiomycetes, Eurotiales, Aspergillaceae. Gene Ontology annotation, biological process: carbohydrate metabolic process. Gene Ontology annotation, molecular function: chitinase activity. Bases 1 to 1065 code for a protein of 354 amino acids. Gene Ontology annotation, cellular component: extracellular region. The transcript has 5 exons. The record is from RefSeq and is a predicted model, not a curated record.
AUGACGCUCCUUAAAAACAUUCUUGCCUUUUCGAUGGGGCUGGCUUCUCUGGGAGGAGCAUACGCCAAGCUCGACUUGUCUUCCUCUAACAACGUGGUUGUGUACUGGGGAACCGGAAGCUUGGCCCAGCAGAACCUGGGCUAUUACUGCGAUGACGGCAAUAUUGAUGCCAUUGUCCUUGCGUUUGUGAUGAACGUCAACGGACCUGGAGGAGCACCAGCAUACGACUUUUCGCUCACCAGUAAAAAUUGCACGCUGUUCGAAGGCACCAACUUGCCGAAUUGUCCCCAAAUUGGUGCCGAUAUCACCACGUGCCAGAAGAAGGGGAAGACCAUCAUCCUGUCAAUUGGCGGUGCGACGUACAGUGAAGGUGGAUUCCAGUCGCAAUCUGCUGCUCAAUCCGGUGCCGACCUGAUCUGGCAGACUUUCGGCCCCCAGCAGUCCAACUCGACGGCGCAUCGGCCCUUUGGCAACGCAUCGGUGGACGGGUUUGAUCUCGAUUUCGAGGCUACUGUGAAUAACAUGGCGCCGUUCGCGAACCGCCUUCGUCAACUGUUCGAUGCCGAGCCCUCGAAACAAUACUUUCUGACGGCAGCGCCGCAGUGCCCUUACCCCGACCUUGCCGACCAGCAGUUCCUCAACGGGCCGGUGUCAAUGGAUGCCGUCUGGGUUCAGUUCUACAACAACCCUUGCGGGUUGGGCUCAUUUGUUCAGGGUCAAAGCACGCAGUCGACCUUCAACUUUGAUCAGUGGGACAACUGGGCCAAGAACGUGUCUCAGAACCCCAAUGUGCGAGUGAUGCUCGGCGUUCCGGCCAAUACCGGGGCAGCCGGCUCGGGCUAUGUACCGGUCUCGCAACUGCAGUCGAUCAUUCAGUAUACCAAGACCUUCAAGAGCUUUGGCGGCGUGAUGAUGUGGGAUGUCACGCAGGCGUACGCCAACUCGGGCUUCUUGAGUGGCGUCCGCAGUGCUCUGGGGCAAACGGCCUCGCGGGUUUUUGGGACUCCAUACCGGUACCCCCUGCACUUGUGGGGCCCUGAAUCCAGCACUAACUGGAAGAAAUGA